CUCAGUAGCAGAGGCAGAGCGAGGAACACACAGAGCGAUUGAGAGGUCGGGGAUCCUUUAGUGCUUUUUCACUUGCAUGAACACAAGCUUAGACCCCCACAGGAUCUAAAGAUGUGGACAGAAGUCGGAAAGCUUGUGCUAUUUCAUUUGUUACUGAUGGAGCUCCAUUGCGCUAAAGGAACUAAUACAGAGUCGGAGUGUGAAACCGGGCAGUUUCAGUGCAAGAACGGGCGAUGCAUCCCGACCCUGUGGAGAUGUGAUGAUGAUGAUGAUUGCUCAGACAGCAGCGACGAAGAGAACUGUCCAAAGAAGACAUGUGCGACCACAGACUUUGCCUGCAAGAACGGACAGUGCGUCCCUGCUAGGUGGCGCUGUGACGGAGAACCCGAGUGUGCAGACGGUUCAGACGAGGCUGAUGCAAUCUGCAGCCGACAGACCUGUCCACCGGAGAAGUUUGAUUGCGGAGGGGCUGCCAGCAAAUGCGUUUCGUUGUCAUGGCGAUGUGACGGAGAGAGGGACUGCGAGAAUGGGGCGGAUGAGGAGCAGUGCGCUGCAGAUGCCAAGGCCUGCCCCUCCAAAGAUUUCCAGUGCCGCAACGGGAAGUGUCUGGCACCAAUCUUUGUGUGUGAUGGCGACGACGACUGCGGGGACGCCAGCGACGAAGAGAAGUGCACGGCUCCCACCUGCGGCCAGCACGAGUUCCGCUGCAAUGACUCGGAGUGCAUCCCAGCGCUGUGGAGCUGCGACGGCGACCCGGACUGCAAGGACAAGUCUGACGAGUCCAUGGAGCGCUGCAGCCGGAGGACGGAGCCCCAGAAACCUCGCUGCCCAGUGGGCGAGUUCCAGUGUGGGAGCGGGGAGUGCGUCCACAUGAACUGGAAGUGUGAUGGAGACGCAGACUGCAAAGAUAAAUCGGAUGAAGCAAAUUGUCCCCUGCUUACAUGCCGACCCGAUGAGUUCCAGUGUGGCGAUGGAUCCUGUAUCCAUGGCACCAAACAGUGUAAUAAAGUCCACGACUGUCCGGACUACAGUGAUGAAGCUGGCUGUGUCAACGUUACAAAGUGCGAUGGGCCGAGAAAGUUCCGCUGCAAGAACGGGGAGUGUAUUGACAGUGGCAAGGUGUGUGACAAUGUGAAAGACUGCAAGGACUGGUCUGAUGAACCCAUGAAGGAGUGUGGCCUGAAUGAGUGCACAGACAACAAUGGCGGCUGCUCCCACAUCUGCAGGGACCGCAGAAUUGGUUAUGAGUGUGACUGUCCCUCUGGGUACAAACUCCUGGACAAAAAGACUUGUGGAGACAUAGAUGAAUGUGAGAACCCAGAUGCCUGCAGUCAAAUCUGCAUCAACUACAAAGGGGAUUAUAAGUGUGAAUGCUACGAAGGCUACGAGAUGGACCCUGCCUCUAAGACCUGCAAGGCUGUGGGAAAGAGUCCAUACCUGAUGUUCACCAACCGUCAUGAGAUCCGACGCAUUGACCUGCUGAAGAGUGAAUACACUCAGGUGGUUCCCACGCUGAAGAAUGCAGUGGCCCUGGAUGUAGACGUGUCCACCAACAAGAUGUUUUGGUGUGAUCUGUAUCAUCGUAAAAUAUACAGUGCUUACAUCAACAAGGCCAGUGACUCGUUGCAGCAGGUUACUCUCAUUGACUCGCUGCACUCCCCCGAGGGCCUGGCCGUCGACUGGGUCCACAAAAACAUCUACUGGACCGACUCUGGCAACAAGAGCAUCUCUGUCGCCACGGGAGACGGCAGGAAGAGAAAAGUGCUGAUAGCCACCGAGCUGAGCGAGCCGCGGGCCAUCGCGGUGGACCCGCACCAAGGGUUUAUGUACUGGUCAGACUGGGGAGGUCAGGCCAAAAUUGAGAAGGCUGGGAUGAAUGGAGUGGACCGACAAGUUCUGGUGUCUGAGCACAUCGAGUGGCCCAAUGGAAUUACCCUGGACUUGUCUAACAGGCGUCUCUACUGGGUGGACUCCAAGCUGCACCUGCUGUCCAGUGUGGAUCUGAAUGGAGACAACCGCAAAGUGCUGCUGUCCUCACAUCACCACCUGGGACACCCCUUCGCCCUCACUGUGUUUGAGGAUCGCAUAUAUUGGACAGACUUGGAGGAUGAAGCAAUAUACAGUGCCAACCGACUGACAGGACACGAGGUUGCAAAGGUGGCAGAGCACCUCAACAACCCUCUAGACCUGGUGGUGUUUCAUGAACAGAGGCAGCCCAAGGCCCCAGAUACCUGCAACAUGGGCAGUCUGCCGAAUGGAGGCUGUGAAUACCUCUGUCUGAAGGCCCCCCAGAUCACAGACCACUCUCCCAAGUACACCUGUGCCUGUCCUGAUGGCAUGGAGCUGGGUCCAGACAUGAGGCGCUGCGCUAUAGUUCGACCCAGAACAACAACCACUUCUGCUCCAACCACCACCACCACAACAACAACAAGCCCUCCAACAACUACCACAACUGUUACCACCACCAUGACUCCCCCUACCACUACUACCACCACCACCACCACCACCACCUCCACCACCUCAAGCUCCACUACCACCUCUGCUACUAUGACACUCAGGCCCACAACCAGACGCCUGACCACGCCUGCCCAUCCUCAGACCCCCAGGAGAACCUCCACGGAGCAGCCUCGGACCCCCGCUGCCACCAGUACAGAGACGACCAGCUUCAGCAGCACACGUCAGAUGACCACAUCCACACACACACCUCUGCUGGGCCCAGUGGCCCCCAACAGCAUUCAGAGGGAGAGCAACGGCAACCUCUCCCACAGAGCUGCGAGUGAUCACUAUCUCAUAGGUAACAACAUCACAGUAGCUGUUCUGGGGAUAGUCAUUCCUAUCGUCCCUAUCCUUGCCACAGUGGUCAUCGGAUUACUCUGCACCGGCGCCUACCUGGUUUGGCGCAACUGGCGGCGCAAGAACACCAAGAGCAUGAACUUCGACAACCCGGUGUACCGCAAGACCACGGAGGACGACGACGACGAAAUCCACAUCGGGCGACACAGCGAGUCCAUCGGCCACGUGUACCCAGCAGUGAGUGGCAGCCACAGUCAGCCAUUCAUAGCGCUUCCACUAGGGGGCGGUGUCACAGACAGCAACUCUCACUGGUACUCAGGGGCGCCGAUGCUCUCCAGCGGCAAAUGAGAGAAGCUGCACAGGAAGUUUGGAAUAUUUGGGGAUAUGGGAGGAUGGGCAGGGGUUUGGAAAAGCCCGUUUGUUGUACAUGUAGGCCUGGUGGAAAGAAAGAACAGGCUUGCACACGCACACGCCCAAAAUCUCACACAUCAUUUUUGCAGUAAUCACUGAAAAUGUUAAUCAUACACACAUAAGCCCUUCACCAGUACAUCAUUUAUUUCACUUCAUAACCAUGAUCAUACAGUACAUUUGUUUAUCACCAUCAUGUAUUUGUUGCCAAUCUGCCCGCCCCAUUUACUUGUACUUGUGUUAGUUUUUCUAGUGGUUGAAGUGUUUGUUCUGUUACUGGGAGGUAUAUGUUUUUUAUAAUGCCCCCGUUUCCUGACAAAACUCUUGACACAGACACAUAUCAUCUUUGUUUACUGAAGCAGCUGAUGCAGAAGUAAAAUUUUCUCCACAAGGUCAACAACAAAUAUGCGCCACGAGGUAGCAUCCCCGUCAGAGAGGAAUUCUUUCUUUAUGUUCACUGCUAAAAAAGAUAAGAAAGAAUCGUCGAGGGCCACUGAGGCGUGCAGUUUAUAUAUGAAGGAGAGAGAGAUGCAUGAUGGGAUGCUGUUGAAUUCUUAGUAAAACAAAAAAUAAUUUUAGUUAAGAUAGAAAUAGCUUUAUAGUCGCCUCAGAAAUCUGACAAAAAGGACAGCUGAGCACAGAACCGAACUAUUCUGCAAAUAAAUUAGAUUUUUAGAGUGGAUAGUAACAUAAUGACAUUGCUCUUACGUUGAUUUUAUUUUUAUUUGUCGUUACAGCGUAAACAAGGCAUGCAGGAUAAAAAUGGGAAGCACAAAUCAGACCCAAGGACAGUCCCAGAGAAUUUAUCUCAUCUUCUAUCUCGAGUGCAGUUGCAGAAAUCAUGAAUCUUCACAUUUCAUGAGUAGCAGACGACCCUGUUGAUUUCCCAUUGGUGCAGAUGCAUUCAGAAUCACUUAUUAGGCAUGAAACUGCAUUUUCUGCAGAAAAAAUGCCAGCUGUGCACAGAAAUGCACUUAAAUGUAUCAGACACUUAUGACAUUCAUGGGAUAUAUUUGUUGUUUUAGGUAUCGCGGAAGCGAGCAGGCAAGGGCAGCCAAAAAGGAUUAUAGGGGGGUGGGAGUUUAGCGCUUUGAUCGGUUGGCAUGGUAACACAGAUUUCUUUGUGUUGCUCCAGAGAGAAAGGAGGCAAAGAAUUCUGGGUAUCACUGGCAUGAUGACAGGCUGGAGGCACACACACACACACCAACACACACACACAGGAAACAGGUGCACGACUGAGUCAUAUUAAGAUUCAAGGUCGAAUUAACAGCCGCCCUCUGUGAAGGGCUGCAGAGAGGAACUAUUCUCUCUCUACUCUCCUCUCUCCCAGCUUUAUUAUUUACAUCUGCACAAAUCUAUUUUAUUGUCUUGUAUUUUUUAUUUGAUUUCUUCUUCUCCUCUCCUCUCCUCUCCUCUCCUGUCUCCUUCUUUCCUCUCCUCUCCUCUCCUCUCCCUUUUCUUUUCUUUUCUUUUCUUUCCUCUCCUCUCCUCUCCUUUUGUGGCAGUGUGGCAACUCAGACAGCCAGACCAAUCAGGUUGGCAUUAUGUGGGCCAGACAUUUGCAGCCGAAGGGAAGCAUCCUGCAUUCCUCACAUAGUUAGAGCCAGAGAAGGAGGGAAUGAACAAGGGGGGGAAUGGAAAGAAAAGAAGAGGAAGGUUAGGGAGAGGACGGAGAAGUGAGGAGCAGGACAAUAGAUUCUAUACGAACCUGCCAUUUCUUUUCUGGGUGACAUCUAGCCUUCUCUUUUUCACCUGAUUUCUUCCUUUUUCUGUGUCCAUCAUGCUCUCACUCUGUUUUCAUUUCUCAUGUAUCUCUCUCUCUCUCUCUCUCUCUCUCUCUCUCUC
Molecule: messenger RNA, 5046 nt
Organism: Centropristis striata (black sea bass)
Lineage: Eukaryota; Metazoa; Chordata; Actinopteri; Perciformes; Serranidae
Gene: lrp8
Product: low density lipoprotein receptor-related protein 8, apolipoprotein e receptor
Exons: 18
Coding region: 112-3141 (1009 amino acids)
Molecular function (GO): protein binding; calcium ion binding
Source: RefSeq, a predicted model, not a curated record